This is a messenger RNA of Solanum lycopersicum (tomato), 2151 nucleotides long. Lineage: Eukaryota; Viridiplantae; Streptophyta; Magnoliopsida; Solanales; Solanaceae. The record is from RefSeq and is a predicted model, not a curated record.
CCACCAAAAAAAAAGGAAGAAGAGAAAGAUGAGUUCACGAGAGAUAUCCAUGGAUACAAUUAUGGAAGAUGAAGAUUCCUUUGUUUCUAAUACAAAUGCGAUCAUCUACGCUGCUUCAGAUAUCUCAGGCUGGACCCACAGUUUGUUCUCAGAUAACAAUAUUCCUAAUUCAUCCUCUUCUACCAGUGUAGACGAGCACCAUCAGCAGAUUUCAACUGCUGCCGGUGACGGUGGUAAAGAGGAUGAUUCGAUGAUUGUAUCAUCAAGUGCAUCUUCCAGCUGGUUUAAUGAUAAUAAGCAAAUUGAUGAUCACCAAGAGAUUAGGAUAUUUAACGUUGAUUUCAGUUCACUUUGCAACAACACUUGCAGUGGAUUUGAAUCUCAUGGUGGUUUAUUGCCGGAUACUGGUCGUACAGUGAACGGAGACGCUAGUGUUUUGCUUGUCAAUAUCAUAGUAGCUUGUGCCAAGGCAGACAAAAAGAACUACUCAUGUCUAGCGGACAGAUUAAUUCGUAACAUAAUAAGGAGAUUUGAAGUUGCACAAUUUGGAGGAGCAAUGAAGAAAGUGGCGACACAUUUUGCAGAUGCUUUCGAUAAUAAGAUUCACAGAUUGAUUCCACAAGAUAUUGUUGGAUUAUCCUAUAACCAUACGAGUGUCUACGGGAACUGCCUCUUCCUCAAAUUUGCCCACUUCACUGCCAAUCAAUCAAUUUUGGAGGCCUUUGCCAAUUUCAAUAGAGUACAUGUCAUUGAUUUCAGCUUCAAUCAAGGUUUGCAAUGGCAGGCACUUUUGCAGGCUCUUGCUUUGCGUCCUGGCGGUCCACCAGCUUUUCGGCUCUCAGGAAUUAGUGGCCAACCUAAGUCUGAUGAUGGUAGCGAUCCGUUACAGGAAGUUGGUUUUAAGCUCGCCCAAUUUGCAGAGUCAAUUGGUGUCGAAUUUGAAUUCUGUGGAUUUAUGGCCUAUGCUUUAGCUGAUCUUGAAGCAUCGAUGUUGAACAUUAGACCUAGUAAUGAGGAAGCAGUGGCUGUGAACUCUGUUUUCGAGCUUCAACCUCUGUUUUCCAUUCCAGGGGCAAUUGAGAAAGUGAUGGAUUUAAUAAAACAGAUAGAGCCCAAGGUUGUGACCAUCACCGAACAAGAAGUGAAUCACAAUGGGAGAGUCUUUAGUAGCAGGAUUAUUGAAGCAUCACGUUACUAUUCAACAAUGUUUGAUUUUCUGGAGAAUUUAGAAUCAAUUAGUCCCAACAAUUUAGACACGGUCAUGGAAAAGCAGUGCCUAGAUGUAAUGGUGUCAGAGAUCUAUAAUUUGGUGGCUUGCGAAGGGACUAAGCGAAUUGUGAGACGUGGGACUCUGGGUCAAUGGCAAGUGAGGAUCUACUCUGCAGGGUUCAACCUGGUUCCCCUGACUUCAGAUACUUACAAACAGGGAGCUAUGUUAUUGGCCUCUUUCCCAAAUGCAGAGGGAUAUAAAGUAGAAGUGAAAGAUGGGUCUCUUAUGCUGAGCUGGAAUAGUCUCCCUCUCAUAGCCAACUCCACUUGGCGGCUAUGUAGCCAAGUCUAGGGAGUCUGGUCAAUGGCUGAGGUUGCUCGGCAGCUGUCCUGGAAUAGCUUGCUGCUCUGCAACUGUCCUGCAUCAUCCAGUACGUAGUUUUAUAUGUCAACUAACUCAGAGCGCGCACACACUUGUGUUACUCUUCUUUUACUAUUUACAUGUAUCGUCUCAGAUGUAUCUGACAGUACAAAUUGAUAACAUUUGUAAGAUGGUUCUUUUCUUUGACCUCACUGAUAUUAAGAGGAUCUCUGCAGUAGCCAUCAACUUAGAUAACGUCAAGGACACAGUCUUUUGGAAACAGUUGUCUCUACCUCCAUGUGAUAGGAAUGUUUGAGUACACUCUACCCUCCCCAAACCCUGCUUAUGGGACUACACUAGAUUAACUUAGAUAAAGCGAAGGGCACCAUCUUUUGGAAACAAUCUCUCUACCUCUGUGAGAUAGGGGUAAGGUUUGCCACACUCUACCCUCUCCAGGGACCUUACCAAUGGGACUACACUAGAUUUAUUGUUACUGUUGAGGGUAGUACCUUGAUGUUCCUCGUUUUUAUGUUAUCAGAACUUGUUAUUGUCUGUGAUGCAACGCUAUUUUCUCUAUUUAA